CCGGGACGAUUCAACCGUUGUCCGGAUUCCCAUUUAAAGACUUGAUUCAGUCCCUGCCAAGAUGACGUCCAGCGCGCCAACAACAAACUUGCCAUGGGUGGAGAAGUACCGCCCGGAUUCCCUGGACCAGCUUGUUUCGCACAAGGAGAUUAUCGACACAAUCCAGCGAUUUGUGGAUGAGAAACGGCUGCCCCAUCUCUUGUUCUACGGCCCACCAGGAACUGGCAAGACAUCCACCAUCAAAGCAUGUGCCAAGCAGCUCUACGGCAAAGCAUACAAGAGCAUGGUCUUGGAGCUCAACGCCUCGGAUGACCGCGGCAUUGGCGUUGUCCGCGAGCAGAUCAAGACGUUUGCCAGCACAAAGACAGUGUUCAGUGCCGGUUUCAAACUGAUCAUCUUGGAUGAGGCAGACGCCAUGACCAACGACGCUCAGGCUGCCCUUCGUCGAGUGAUUGAGAAGUACACCAAGCACACCCGUUUCUGUCUCAUCUGCAACUACGUGUCCAAGAUCUCCCCAGCUUUGCAAAGUCGAUGCACGCGAUUCCGAUUUGCGCCGCUGGCAACAGAGCACAUGAUCCAGCAGGUGCAACGUGUCAUCGAUGCAGAACACAUUGAGACGACGCCUGCGGGCAUUGAGGCGUUGGUGAAGCUUGCGUCGGGUGACAUGCGAAAAGCCCUCAACAUCCUCCAGAGUACAUUCAUGGCAUUCAACAAAGUGAAUGACGAAGGCGUCUAUCUGUGCACGGGCACGCCGCUUCCCGCAGACAUUGAGGCCAUUGUAGAAGUCAUGCUCAACGAAUCGUUCAAAACCGCCUUCCGCAAGAUUAUGGAGAUUAAGACGGAACAGGGGCUUGCGCUUCAAGACAUCUUGCACGACGUGCACGAAUUCAUUCACAGAUUGGACAUUCCCACUGCAUCGCGGCUCCUUCUCCUCGACCGCCUGGCGCAAAUUGAGGAACGGCUCGCGUACGGCGCGAAUGAGCGCGCGCAGCUCGCAGAUCUUGUCGGCGUCUUCCAGGUCGUCCGAAACCAAGUCGUCGAGGCCGCAGCAUAGCACGCGACACACACACACACACACACACACACACACACACACACACACACACACACACACACGCAAGAGUUGGUUGUCGUUAUUGCUGGCGCAUAGCGCCGUGCUUGUGCGUUGUCCCUCCCCUGUCUUUGGCCUUAUCCUCUUGCUUGCUUGAUUUUGUAGUCUCAUAAACGUGUCACAUGUAAUGCUAUGCUGUGGACUGUUGGUGUUGGGUGG
This is a messenger RNA of Salpingoeca rosetta, 1270 nucleotides long. RefSeq names its product replication factor C subunit 5. Gene Ontology annotation, molecular function: ATP hydrolysis activity; ATP binding; DNA clamp loader activity. The transcript has 12 exons. The coding region runs from base 62 to 1054 and encodes 330 amino acids. Gene Ontology annotation, biological process: DNA-templated DNA replication; DNA repair. Gene Ontology annotation, cellular component: nucleus; DNA replication factor C complex. Lineage: Eukaryota; Choanoflagellata; Craspedida; Salpingoecidae. The record is from RefSeq and is a predicted model, not a curated record.